Messenger RNA from Bicyclus anynana (squinting bush brown), 3961 nucleotides. RefSeq names its product mitochondrial intermediate peptidase. Gene Ontology annotation, molecular function: metalloendopeptidase activity. Gene Ontology annotation, cellular component: mitochondrion. The record is from RefSeq and is a predicted model, not a curated record. Gene Ontology annotation, biological process: peptide metabolic process. Bases 216 to 2294 code for a protein of 692 amino acids. The transcript is spliced from 13 exons. Lineage: Eukaryota; Metazoa; Arthropoda; Insecta; Lepidoptera; Nymphalidae.
AAAAAAGAGCAAGAACCAAGACUCAAUCAAGAGAUUUUAUUUAUUGUGGAAUUGUGGAUUUAUUGCUGUAAUGUAAUUCAAAUGUGUAUUAUUUAAAAUACCCAUUUAUUACUGUUAUUAGGUACCUGUAAUGUGCAUUGUGCUGUAUAUAUAAGAAUUUGCAUUUUAUUUAGUUAAUUCCCGAGCGUUUGGAAAUCCAAAGGUGCGUGUAAAAUAUGAAGCUCUUGAAGCCCCUAUGGGUGACAGGCAAGCGCCGCGUCAGCACAUGGUCUCCUCUCGCCACAGCCUUCAACACAAGACCCACCUCCAGAUCAAGACCUAUAUUUGAUUCACUAAGAGAAAGAACUGGCCUCUUCAAUAAACCAGAGCUCACAAGUUUUGAAGGAUUCCAUUUAUUGAAGGAGCAAGCAAUAACUGCCACAGACAGGCUGAUAGAUGAAGCCACGUCAAACCCUACUCGGCCUAUGGUGGAUAUAUUCGAUGAACUAUCUGAUACAUUAUGCAAAGUUGCAGAUUUGGCAGAAUUUGUGAGGAUUGCUCAUCCACAACCACACUUUGCGAGUGCAGCGGAAGAAGCCUGCAUUAGUGUUAGUGGAGUUGUAGAGAAAUUAAAUACUCACAAGGGACUAUAUGAGGCUCUGCGAGAUUCAGUCAAACGAGGAACAUGUGGAGAUCAACACCUUGCAGAGCUCUUCCUCUUUGACUUUGAGCAGAGUGGCAUACAGUUGCCUGAAGGUCCCAGGCAGAGAGUUGUGGCCCUAAAUGACCUCAUACUGCAGACUGGACAACAGUUCAUGGCAGGGGCCGCGAAGCCCAGGAGAGUACCAAGGGAGGCGAUUCCACAGAAUGUGAGGCAAUUCUUCAGCUCGGAGGGCGAGCACGUGAUGGUGAGCGGCGUGUACGCGGAGUGCGGCGAGGCGGCCGCGCGCGAGGCGGCCUACCGCCUGUACCUGGCGCCCGACCAGCGGCAGGAGCAGCUGCUGAGCGCCACGCUGCAGGCGCGCCACCAGCUGGCGGACCUGUGCGGCUUCCGGUGCUACGCAGACAGAGCGAUAAAGGCAAGCACGAUGGAGACGUCGGCCAAUGUCCAACAGUUUCUGGACAUCUUGUCCGACAACUUGCACGACCGCGCCAACAUCGACUUUGAGGCCAUGGCGGCCAUGAAACGCAAGGAGACGCCUUAUCAGAAAUCGUUAAUGUGCUGGGACACUCCGUACUUCACGCACAAGGCGAAGACGCAACUGCUCAACGUGGCGUCUUCGGACUUCAACCCCUACUUCUCGCUCGGCGCCUGCAUGGAGGGGCUCAACAUGCUGUGCCAAGAGCUUUACGGGAUCACCUUGCAGUCUGAACAAAUGUUGCCAGGCGAGUCGUGGUCCCCGGACGUGUACAAGCUGGCGGUGGUGUCGGAGCGCGACGGGCUGCUGGGCCACAUCUACUGCGACCUGUACGAGCGGCCCGGCAAGCCGCACCAGGACUGCCACUUCACCAUCCGCGGCGGGAAACUGCUGCCCGACGGCUCCUAUCAGAACCCCAUAGUGGUGGUGAUGCUGUCGUUGAGCGGCGGGCACCGCUCGGGCCCCGCGCUGCUGGGCGCGGGCGCGGUGGACAACCUGUUCCACGAGCUGGGGCACGCGCUGCACUCCAUGCUGGCGCGCGCGCCGCACCAGCACGUGGCCGGCACGCGCUGCGCCACCGACCUGGCCGAGCUGCCCUCCGUGCUCAUGGAGCACUUUGCCGCUUGUCCCGAUGUGGUGCGUCGGUUCGCGCGUCACUUCCAGACGGGUGCCCCCAUGCCGGAGGACAUGCUGCAGAGACUCUGCGCCUCCAAGCAUCUGUUCGGUGCCAGCGAGAUGCAGUUGCAGGUGUUCUACUCGGCGCUGGACCAGCAGUACCACGGGCGCGAGGCGGCGCGCGGCGGCGACACGACCGACGUGCUGCGACAAGUCCAGAAGCGGUACUACGGGCUGCCCUACGUCGACGACACGGCGUGGCAACACCGCUUCAGUCACCUGAUCGGCUACGGCGCCAAGUACUACUCGUACCUGAUCUCGCGCGCGCUGGCGUGGGCCGUGUGGCGCCGGCACUUCGCCGCCGAGCCGCUGAGCCGCAGCGCCGGCGAGGCGCUCCGGCAGGGCCUGCUGCGCCACGGGGGCUCCAUACCGCCGCAGAUCCUCCUCCGCGACUACCUAGAGACUGAGAUCACGCCGCACACGCUGGCGAUGGCGCUGACCGAGGAGCUGGACUACCACAGGGACCAGCUCGACACCGUCUUCAAACUUGCCAACAAGUGAUAGGAAAUUGAAUUUGAAAUUUGGGCACACAUGAAACGCUUUGCAUACUUUAAUGCACUUAAACGGUACGGAUCGGAAUCUUACAUGAACUUAAUGUUUGGCUAGAUACCGCAAGCCAAUCCAUAGAUAGAUCCAAAGAUCGAGAGAUUAGUGCUAAGCGCCUAUUUGCCGCGCUCGUAUUUGAGGUUGCGUCCUAUUUUAGUAUUUUUAUGAUCUAUCAUAAUAUUAUAAUAUCUUUAAAAUAUUUCUUUUUAUUUUGUUGCACUAAAAACAAAAAGUGUUACAUAAUUAGGUACAUAAAUAGCCUCAUGAACUUGACGUAAAUUUAAAUUUUAAUGAAAUGUCCAAUACAUAAGUAUUGUCGCUUGGCGAUUGAGACAUUUUAUUUACUAAACUCUGUGAUGGUUCAAAACUUGUUCAAAAUAAUGUAUAUACAAAAUUAUUAUAAACGUAACUAUUCAAAUUAAAUUUUAUUUCUUUAAUAAAUAAAGGAGAUGGUCCAAAAUUGUAUGGAGCCCAGAAUCAAACAUUCUACCCUGGCGGAAAUGAAAGAAAAUAUUUUUUUAACUAUUUUUGAUUAUACAAAUUUACGAAUUUACUUGGGAGAGAAUGAAUUUAAUUCUUUCGAAAUAAUAUUCAUUCUCUCCCAAGUAAUGCAACACUAAUAUGGGUAAUAAUGGCGGACUGAUGACGUUUUCAAUGCAGUAGUCGAUUUGACGUUUGCUGUCAAUUGUCAUGUCAUAGUUGCUUUAAGAGCGCCAUCUUGAUAUAACUCAAAAGCUUGGGUUUUAAUUUUAUUUAUUUCUUUUUAUUAAGUUAGUUUAUUCACUUGUUUAAAUUUUAAUAAAAUCCUCGUAUUUUUGAAAAUUUAAUGACCUGAAAUGGACCAUCUCAUUUAAUUUGACUUUGAUAUCAUAUUAAAAUGCAACCAUUUAGUUAGUUAUGAAUGACAAAGCGGAAUCUACUCCUAAGUCAGUGAUGGGUGUCCUUAAAUAAACAGUGAACAUAGAUCUUUAUACGUUUGGAUCUUUAGCUUUAGUUUUAAGUUGAAAAGUAUUUAUCAUCGACGUUUGCAGGCUGUGUAAUAUGAUUUGUAAAUUUAGUUUGAAAAUGGUUUAUCAUACUGGUUAAGUUCCACUAAGCGAUCAAAAUUUCCAAAAUACUUGUGCAGCCAUGCGGACGUCCCACUACAUAGUAGUUUCGGUCAGGGCGAAAACGUCACUCUAGACGUCAGUAAAGUUUGUUCAAAAUCAAAAUUAAUUUAUUUCAAAUAGACUUAGUUUACAAGCACUUUCGAAAUGUCAAGUUUGGCUACUUGUAAAGACCCUACCACCGGUUCGGAAGGCAGGUUCAGGUUGCUGAGAAGAGCUGGCAAGAAACUACUAUACAAUAUAAUAAUAAAUAAUAACAAUUUACAAUUUUUAAAACAUUUACAAGUGUUUUUUGCGUGUAUUUUUUUUCAAGCUUUAAAAGCUUUAUUGGCUAAAGUUUUUUACUCGCCAUUUUGUAUUAUUCAACAAUCAAAACGCUCCACAAUCCAUUCCACUUGAUGUUUGAUUUCAACGCUCGCAAGCAAGUGGAACGGAAGAAACUGUGGUCGUGAGCUUGGUUAUUGUUAGGAUCGCUUAGUGUAGCGUAUCCAUUAUGUUAAUACUAUCAAAGUUGUU